Molecule: messenger RNA, 2424 nt
Organism: Micropterus salmoides (largemouth bass)
Lineage: Eukaryota; Metazoa; Chordata; Actinopteri; Centrarchiformes; Centrarchidae
Product: serine protease 33-like
Exons: 6
Coding region: 83-1051 (322 amino acids)
Biological process (GO): proteolysis
Molecular function (GO): serine-type endopeptidase activity
Source: RefSeq, a predicted model, not a curated record
GUCAGAGAGAGAGAGAGGGAGAGAAGCGAGAAGAAGGUUAUUUAUACCGGUGCAGAUCUGAUGAUAUGUAUGUGUCACAGUUAUGGCUUUCUACAAAGUGAUCUGUGUGGCGACUAUGCUGACUCUCCUGAUACAAGAGUCUCAGUCACAACUAGAUGUUUGUGGCACUGCGCCGCUAAACACCAGGAUUGUAGGAGGUAUGAAUGCUUCUCCAGGGUCGUGGCCCUGGCAGGCCAGUCUGCACAGAUGGGGAUUUCAUUUCUGUGGAGGCUCCCUGAUCAAUAACCAGUGGGUCCUGACUGCUGCUCACUGUUUCCCCAGCACCAGCACAUCCAAUCUCAUCAUUUACCUCGGACGUGACUCCCAGGAGCUCUCAAACCCUAACGAGGUGUCCCGGACUGUUUCCAAGAUCAUCAUAAAUCCCAACUACGAUGUCUACUCAAACAAUAACGACAUAGCCUUGCUGCAGCUGUCCUCACCUGUUACCUUCACCGACUACAUCAGACCCGUGUGCUUGGCGGCGGACGGCAGCGUCUUUAAAGCCGGGACGACCUGCUGGGUUACCGGAUGGGGAAACAUCCAAAGUGGGGUUUCAAUUCCUUACCCAGAGUAUCUGCAGCAGGUGAGCGUUCCCAUCGUGUUGAACAGUGAUUGUAACGCGGCCUACAGUUUAAUCACAAGCAACAUGAUGUGUGCCGGUCUGACCCAGGGAGGAAAGGACUCCUGCCAGGGGGAUUCAGGCGGCCCAUUGGUGAGUAAAACUGACUCUAUCUGGGUCCAGGGUGGAGUGGUGAGUUUUGGAAAUGGCUGUGCCCUGCCAAAUUACCCAGGAGUCUACUCCCGAGUGUCGGAGUAUCAGUCCUGGAUCAACAGCCAGAUCAGCAACAACCGGCCGGGAUUCGUCGUCUUCAUGGGGAACAAUACAACCUCUGGCAGCGCUACAACCUCUGCGAACGAUUCAACCUCUGGCAGCGCUCACCUUGUUUCCCUCUUGGUUUCUCUGCUGCUCUCCAUCUUUCCUGUUCCCUUCUCCCUCUUUGUCCUUUCAUAGGACAAAUUUAAUUGGUUUUGUUUGAGUAUAACAACAAAAGCAUAACCAGACACCAGCUACACUUUUGAUUUUAGACAAUUUCUGUCAAUUAAUUGAUUAAUUGUUUUGUCUUUAAAAUGUCAAAGAUGUGUAAGAAUGUAAAAAUUAAUAUGUAAUUUAUAUAUACAUAUGAAUUGUAAGGUUGUAAUAUGUCCGUCUCACGUAUUAGUAAAUAUUAGGGGUGUGGAAAGACACUGUGCUCAUGAGACGAGAUGAACAUGUUGAGCAUUAAACACCUAAUUUCCUGCAUUCAUGGCCAUAUUUCUGCACCAAUUUAUGGUGCAAAUGUUUUUAUUUAUGCAAAGGGAAACACACUUGGCAGGUGUGACAAAUUCAAAAUCUAUAGCCUAACUAUAACAGAAUCUAAGUCAGUGCAGCUCUCAGGCAUUCUGUGCUGCUUUCAGAUCAUGAUCAUGUGAAACUGAAACUAACCAACAACAACACUUGUGAUCAGGCAGACAUCUCACCACAAAUCCACACGUUAACUUCAGCACCUCCGAUAAAGUGCAGCUCAGAGUCCCAAACAGAGCAAGGUUGCACCUCAGUUUUUAGACGUUUAUAAUCAGAAUCAGAUUUAUUUCCAGGUGCCACAUGUUCACAUACGAGGAAGUUGCCUUUGUAUCUCGGUGCUUAACAGUACACAUAAACAUAAAUGUAGAAAGAAAAGAAAGUAAAGCGAUCCAAAAUGUAGAAGCAUACAAAAAACAAUGCAAUGUGAGCAAUAGGAAUUAGUGCAAUAAUGCAAAUAUACUACCUAUUACCGCUCGUCACAACUGUUUGAACUCACAGGAGUGAGUUCACAGGAGUGAGUUCAGACUCUGCAAGUCGACGUUAUCAGUUACACAUUUGUUUCCUGCAUGAGAAUGUUUGAGAGUGUGAAAAAUGUCAAUUGCGUGCCACGAGAUCUCAUCACAACCCUAAUAAAAAUAAUAAGUUUAAUUUAAAAGUUUCAAAUUAUAUUGUAAAAUUCAAUUGCUAACUCAUCAUUUAAAGACAGAAUUAUUAAUUAAUGAAAGUGAUUCUUUUUUUAAACUUCAUCAUUUAAAUUAAAUUCUAAAGAAUCAAUUUAACAAAGCUCCUUUUCAAAGUGUUGAAUAUAUACAUUUUUGGUUAUAAAUAAAAAUCAAAAGUUUAUAAUUACUCGAGACUCCAUCAAAGUCUAUUAAAGAUAAUUCUGGCCUGAUGCUGAUCAAACAAUGAGUCUUUCUUCAGUUUUUACCUGAUUUAUUUCUGUAAGUUUGAAUUUAAACAUUCGCACUGUGAAUAUCAGAAGUUUAUAAAAGUGAAGAAUGAGAUGUGACGGUGAAGACAUGUUUCUUUUGCUAAUCUCCUAU